Penicillium atrosanguineum is the source of this 2763-nucleotide messenger RNA. RefSeq lists its product as uncharacterized. The transcript has 2 exons. The record is from RefSeq and is a predicted model, not a curated record. The coding region runs from base 1 to 2763 and encodes 920 amino acids. Gene Ontology annotation, molecular function: protein binding; ADP binding. NCBI's taxonomy places the organism in Eukaryota, Fungi, Ascomycota, Eurotiomycetes, Eurotiales, Aspergillaceae.
AUGGUUCGGUAUGAGACUGAUCAGGAUGAUGGGUACAAGACAGUGUCUUCACGUAUUCGUCGCAUGAGCGAGAAGGCAGGCGAACUUGAUUCAGAAUGGGCCGAGUCAAGACUUCAGAACAUCAAACCCGACGAGCCAUUUACCGUCAAUUUCGGCAUACCGGGGGUCUAUGAGUCUGAAUGUUUCGUGGGUCGAGACCAUGAGCUUGCGGAGAUUGAGAAGUGCUUGAAGUACUCCAAAGACCGAAGAACCGGUGUGAUCUACGGCAUGGGAGGAAUGGGGAAGACCCAGCUGGCUCUCAACUACGCCAACCUGCACCGGGAGGACUAUUCUGCAGUAUUUUGGUUCAAUAGUAAAAAUGAGGACACUUUGAAGCAAUCUUUUCUGAGCAAUGCAAUACGGAUCAAGGACAGCCCGUUAUUCAAGAACCGUUGGACCUGUGUCGAAGAGAAAGGACCUGACGAAGCGGUCACUGCGCUCGGAGAGUGGUUGAGCAUGGCCAGGAACAAGCGGUGGCUUCUGUGCUUCGACAAUUAUGAUGAAAUCAACAUUUACGAUAUCAGAAAAUAUUUCCCAGUCGCAAAACAGGGUGCAAUCCUUGUAACCACUCGGUCUCAUGGGAUUUUCUGGGGUCAUGGUAUUCCAGUGGAAAAGUUCGCCCAGGUCUCGGAUUGUCUUCUCGUCUUAUCACACACCUCCGGCCGGGACAAUUUAGAACAGAGCAAGUUGAUCGAACCCAUUACUUUGCCUUCCUUACUGACAAGAUUAGAUGCGGACGCCAGGAAGCUUGCUGAGAGAUUAGAUGGUCUACCGCUCGCCUUGACCACUGCCGGCUGCUACCUUCGCUUGUCUCCAGCCAGCUUUGCUGAUUAUCUUCAUAGGUAUCAAGAGUCAUGGUCGCGUUUGCUGGAAAUGUCUCCUCGACUGAGCUCAUACGAUCAAACUCUGAGAACUACCUGGGACCUGUCUCUGAGUCAAGUCCGAAAACAGAACCAGCUAGCUGAAAAGAUCCUUCAGCUGUGGGCUUAUUUUGAUAAUCAAGACAUCUGGUUUCAGCUUCUCCAAAAGGGCCAAUCCGAAGGACCAGGAUGGCUUCUACAGGUCACCAAAGACGAAAUGCAGUUUGAAUGGACGAUGCAGGCUCUGUGUGACCAUGGUCUGGUUACCAAAAACCCUGUUUCUCCAUCUCAAGACCCAGAAAUUGGUGGGUAUAGCAUGCACAGCUGUGUUCAUGACUGGACAAUUCAUGUGCUAGACGAUCCACUUAACGGCAAAAAGUGGCAUCCCGAAACUUUGAAGUUGGCUCUAUUCUGUUUACGACAGCACCUACCGACUAAAGGAUAUGCAAAAUACUGGACCCCGCAUCCAAGGCUUCUGAAGCACACAAGUCGAUGCCAGAGAAUCCUCGACGACAUUGAAGUCUGUACCGAGAACGAUGAUAUUAAAUCCUUGAUGAGUUGCAUGCAUUUCCUUGGAAAUCUCUACCGUGACCAAGGAAAACUGGACAGAGCAGAGAUGAUGUUUCGGCAGGCUCUGAGGAAAAUGGAGAUGCCCAAAAUAGAUGUGAGAUUAAAGGCGAUGCUGCUGCAUAACCUGGGGGCUGUUAUACAUCAGCAGGGAAGGAAUGUAGAGGCAGAGAAGUUGUUGAAGGAGGCAUUGGAUUUGAAAAGGGAAACUUUCGGCCCAAACCACAUAUCAACUUUAAGGUCUGUUUCGACUCUGGCUUUGCUUUACAAAGCUCAAUGGAACUUUUCCGAAGCGGAAAAACUAUACUCUGGACCAUUGAAGGAUGCAUGGGGAGAAUUUGGCGACAGCGACAUCUCAAAACUGCAAAAUACCUUCCAUGUCGCCUAUCUCCACUACGAAAGAUGUGAGUUGGUGGAAGCAGAGCAGAUGUUUCUAGAGGUCUUGAAUGGCUACAAGAAAGCUUUUGACGAUGAUCAUCCUCUGAUACUAGGCGUCUACACUGCACUGGCUCGCCUACACCUCAAACAGCAAAAGCCAGUAGAGACCGAAGAGAUGUUUAAAUUGGCAUUGCAAGGGUACACCUCGCAUUUCGAUGAACACCACGAGUCAACGCUUCAGAUAUGUGUGGAGCUGGGUCAUUUCUAUAGCAAACAGGCAAGACUACCCGAGGCCGAGCAGAGGUUCAAACAGGCAGAGGAAGGGUAUGUGAAAAAUAUCGGACUGGGAAGCCAAUUGAGAAAGAGUUCUCUCACAGUUCUCGCGAGUGUUGCCGGCCUCGCUAGUCUUUACAACUAUCAGGCAAAAUUCCCCGAGGCAGAGCAUUACUACCUACAGGCCCUUGUAGGCUACAAGGAUGCUCUCGGAGAAAAUCACAAGUCAACACUAGAUGCUGCUAGAGAUCUGGGACGUGUAUACUGGCGGCAGAAAAAUUGGGUAGCGGCAGAGAAGCAGUAUAAUUGGGUAUUGGAGGGGUACCAAAGGACGAGUGGCCCAGAGGGCCUAUUGGCUCUCAGUGCAGCUGUCAGCCUGGGUCAAAUCUACCACGCCCAGGGGAAGCUAGAUGAGGCCGAGAAAAUGUUUAAACAGGCAGAGAAAGGGUAUGGGAGAGAUCUCGGGCCAAAUAGUGAGCCGAGAACCAUUGCCCUUUGCAGUCUUGUCGAGAUUCAUCGAACGCGAGGCAAGAUGGUUGAGGCAGGGGAGACAGAGAACCAAACAACCCAGAGAAUAUAUGGCUGGAAUGAGGAGAAGGUGCCCCGUCCGCAGUUGUCGUUGACUUGGAAGGAGAAUGAAAAUUGA